Molecule: messenger RNA, 2010 nt
Organism: Radiomyces spectabilis
Lineage: Eukaryota; Fungi; Mucoromycota; Mucoromycetes; Mucorales; Radiomycetaceae
Product: WD40-repeat-containing domain protein
Exons: 12
Coding region: 1-2010 (669 amino acids)
Biological process (GO): transcription initiation at RNA polymerase II promoter
Cellular component (GO): transcription factor TFIID complex
Molecular function (GO): protein binding; RNA polymerase II general transcription initiation factor activity
Source: RefSeq, a predicted model, not a curated record
AUGCCAUCCCCAUCCGAUUUGGAUAAAAUUGUAUUGUCCUAUUUACAGAAGAAAGGUUACAAGGCAACGGAACGAAUAUUCUUGAAAGAAUUGGAGCCUGAGCCUAUAGAGGAACCAGCUGAAGAACCAGAACCAGAAUCUUCCAAAACUAACGAGGAAAUUGACGAUCCUGAAGCAUACGAUGUUAGUUACAAAAGUCUUCGAGAGUGGAUCGAGAAUUCCCUGGAUUGGUAUAAACCGGAAUUGCGAUCCGUUCUUUUCCCGAUCUUUGUGCAUGCUUAUCUGGAUCUCGUCAGCAAAAACUUGUCGAAAGAAGCCAAAAAGUUCAUGGAGACUUACAAGGGCGACCAUGUCGAAUUACAUACUCCCGAUCUGAAUAGACUUGCCACCGUCACCGACGCGCAACACGUACGCGAAAACGAAUUAGCCCAAAUUUAUCGUAGCAACAAAUACAACUUGCGCAUGUCGAGCGUACCGUUUGAACUGUUUCUCAACUAUCUUCAAGAUAAUAAGUUUAUGCUUUUACUGCGGAUUGUUAACCAGUACCUUAAUAUACAAGUCGUGCAUGGCAAACUCCUGAACUCCGCGGGCGGAUUGGAGACAGACGAUGUAAUCGGUAUCACCGGUCAUGAAUCACAGCAAAUUGAAGCAUUCAAUCAACAACCUGUUCAACUUGGCCAACCACAACCCGAUCCCUCAUUCAAGGAAGAACUCGAGCAAGCAUUAAAAGAUAAAGAUAACGCAAGGAAGGAUGAGAUGGCGGACCAGCCAUUCCAAAGCGACUAUUUACCAUUACUAAGUACAUACAAAAAGCUGAAGCAAGAUUCAUCAGUAGAGCGACCGGCCUUUGGCGACAUUCCCUUACCACCUUACAAAGGCACCGAUCUUCAAGCGGAAAUCGAUUCCCUGGAAGAUGUAGCAAAACGUAUUCCGCUCGGUCCUUCCUCUUUACCAAGUAUAUGCUGCUAUACAUUUCACAACACCCAUGACAAUUUGAAUUGUGUUACCGUAUCCAAGGAUGCAAGUCUUGUUGCGGGUGGAUUUUCUGAAUCCUUCAUCAAAAUUUGGAGUCUAAAGGGAGAGAAAUUGCGAGCACUGCGCAAUGCAAUCAACCCGGCUCAUGUGAAUGAUUAUGCCGAUCUCAACCGACAAAAGGAACGUCACGGCUCAGACUACAAAAGACUGGUCGGUCAUUCCGGUCCUGUCUAUGGCGUAAGUUUCAGCCCUGACAAUAAAUACCUCGUUUCGUGUUCCGAAGAUAAAACAGCGCGGUUAUGGAGUACUCAGACGUUUUCCAACUUGGUGAUUUACAAGGGACACAAUCAUCCGGUGUGGGAUGUGGAUUUCGGGCCUUUUGGCUUUUAUUUCGCUACAGCUUCGCAUGAUCGUACAGCAAGAUUAUGGAGUUGUGAUCACAUCACGUCCCUCCGAGUAUUUGCUGGCCAUCUGUCUGAUGUUGAUACGGUGAAAUUUCAUCCAAAUUCCAAGUAUUUGGUCACAGGAUCCAGCGAUCGCACAGUUCGCAUGUGGGAUGUGCAAACGGGUGCUUGUGUUCGUGUAUUCACAGGUCAUACUGGCGGUGUAAAGACUGUAGCUGUAUCUCCCAACGGGAAGUGGAUGGCAUCUGCAGGCGAAGAUAAAUCCAUCAUUGUUUGGGAUCUGAGUUCAGGGAAACGAUUGAAAUGCAUGACGGGACAUACCGACUUUAUCUAUUCUGUUGCGUUUAGUGCGGACAAUAAUGUGUUGGUUUCCAGUGGUGCCGAUUGCACGGUGAGAAUGUGGGAUGUGAAUGAAGACUCGAUGGAUACAGCGACGCCUUUGAUUUCUGGAUCCGAUACCAAACGCAUGCGAAUGGAUUAUGACCUUGACAAGCAGAAAAAGGCAGUGACGGAAAGUCGGGAGCAUUUGGCCGUCUUUCCAACGAAAUAUACACCCAUCUACGACGCCCAGUUUACCAAUCGAAAUCUUUGUAUAGUCGCUGGUGCAUUCUGUCCUCCUAAAAAUAAAUAA